UCUCAUCUUCCCACCUCUCCCAUCCCGUCUUCAGCAGCUCAGCUGCAAAGAUAUUUCCUUUUUUUUUUUUCUCUCUCCCAACUGCUCCGCACUUUCCUUCUCUCUUUCCUCCUUACGCUUGAGCUUCUCCCCGAUCUGAGCACGCCACCUAAAUCCUUCGCUCGAUUUCUUCCCGUAACCUCGAUCCUUGAGCAGUAGCUAGAUUAGUCGGUGCUCUGCUUCCGCUUCCUGCCCGGUCCAGAUUAGAUUUGCUUGUCCUCUUCUUGCUGUAUCCUGUGCUGGGGUGCUCGCUCCAGCUGGUCAAGAUUUUCUAGUCGCUGGUCUAGCUUGAUUCGCUGCCCUCUCUUGGCGUCUAGUUCAUUCCGUGUGAAGUACCCCGAUUCUUAGCUUAAAAAAAAGUUAUAUCCCCUUUGUUACUGAACUAAGUUGUCUUCAGUUUGCCUUCUUGGAAGCAUAAUUUGUUCUUGUUGAGUUGGAGGAAGAAGGGGAGACAAAAUUUGAGGCUGCCAAUCUUGAAUCCCCAUUUUUCUCAUUCCAAUCAUGAGAUAUUUUUGAACUAUACAUUCCAAUUCGCUGUCGAUGUCUCCUCUGGCUCUUCUCCCUGCUCUGCUCGUCCUCCUCUGUUCGUCCCUGGCUUUGGCUUCCGAGCCCUCCUCCCGUCCGGGGCCAACACUUCCAUGGACCUGUGGAGGUGAUCAUCUUGCCAUCCUGGAGACCGCUGAUGGCCGUCACAACCUGUCCAUCAAUGGGGUUUCAGUGCAGGACCGUGCUGAAGGCUGCGACAGGCUCCGGUCCUACUUUGGGAGCGGUUGCCUCCGUUGUGAUGAGCGUUCCGAGGCGUGGAGGGGUGCGUGGGUGCACUACUGCAGCGAUGGGACUCAGGCGAGCUAUGGUUCAGCUCCAAAUAUGCCAAGGAAGCUUUUGAAGCAGCUGUCAGAGAAUAGUGCAAAUAUUGAAGAUGACCCAUGUGGAAACAUGAGACUGCACGAAAAUAAACAGGACGCCAAUGAUUCUUUGGAAAAAGAGGAUACUCUCUUGGCUGUUCCAGGUGUACUUCUUCUAUGUUGUGGUCUUAUGCUUCCAUGUUUUCAUGCUGAAAGGAAAGAAGGAAGCAGACACAAUACUACAUCAAUACAGCGCAAUGCUGUUGACUCUCUGUCAUCCUUUGAGGUAAGCACAUCAUCUGAGAAGAUCCCACCAACUCCACAUCGAAUACCUCCAAGCCCGUCUAGAUUCGCGCCAUCUCCACAGAUAGCUCGAGCCGGAUCUGUUGACUUAACCGUCCAGCAGAUUCUCAGGGCGACUCAGAAUUUCUCACAUUCGUUUAAGUUGGGUGAAGGAGGAUUUGGGACUGUAUACAGGGCUGUACUGUCAGAUGGAGUGGUUGUUGCAGUCAAGAGAGCCAAAAAGGAUCAAUUUGCAGGUCCUAGAGAUGAGUUCAGCAAUGAAGUAGAAUUACUUGCUAAGAUUGACCACCGAAAUUUGGUGAGAUUAUUGGGUUAUACUGAUAAAGGAAAUGAGCGUAUUAUUAUCACAGAAUAUGUUCCAAAUGGAACGUUGAGAGAACACUUGGACGGCCAACAUGGCAGAACUCUGGACUUUAAUCAGCGCCUAGAAAUUGCGAUUGAUGUUGCUCACGCACUCACUUACCUCCAUCUGUAUGCAGAGAAGACAAUAAUCCAUCGUGAUGUGAAGUCAUCAAACAUACUUCUGACAGACAGCUACCGAGCCAAGGUGUCCGACUUUGGAUUUGCUAGAAGUGGGCCUAAUGAUACAGAGAAGACACACAUCUCUACGAAAGUGAAGGGAACUGCGGGCUACCUGGACCCUGAGUACCUGAGAACAUACCAGCUGACUCCUAAAAGCGAUGUCUUCUCCUUUGGCAUACUUCUUGUAGAAAUUAUUUCUGGUCGUCGGCCUGUAGAGCUGAAGCGGGCAGCUGAAGAGAGGAUCACUAUCAGAUGGACUUUCAAGAAAUUCAACGAAGGCAACAUGAGAGAGAUAUUGGACCCAUUGCUGGAGGAUCGCGUGGACGAGGAGGUGCUGGAGAAGCUUCUCAGUUUGGCAUUCCAGUGUGCCGCUCCCACGCGGGAGGACCGACCCACCAUGAAGGAAGUCGGAGAGCAGCUGUGGGAGAUCAGGAAAGAGUACGGGAAGAGCCUAAGGAGGGUGUGAAACCAUGGCAAACAUGAGCUCUCUUUAACCACGAUAAGAGCAUGCGUAUUCUUUGUAUACGCACUUGAUGAUGGUAAUAUUUUGUGCUCCAAUGUUUCAGACAAACCUGCCAUCUGUUUCUUCCUUCCUUGACCACUUUCUAGUCUAGUACUCCCUGGAGAUACGGUCCAUUUUGCUGGAUGUGCAUUUUGUGUUCAAAAACUUUCGCUGAAUUCAUAUUGAUUUAGAUAAUUGAAAUAAAGGUUGUUUCUGGUCAA
This is a messenger RNA of Lolium rigidum, 2432 nucleotides long. RefSeq names its product calmodulin-binding receptor-like cytoplasmic kinase 3. NCBI's taxonomy places the organism in Eukaryota, Viridiplantae, Streptophyta, Magnoliopsida, Poales, Poaceae. Gene Ontology annotation, biological process: protein phosphorylation. The transcript is spliced from 7 exons. Gene Ontology annotation, molecular function: protein kinase activity; ATP binding. The coding region runs from base 580 to 2175 and encodes 531 amino acids. The record is from RefSeq and is a predicted model, not a curated record.